This is a messenger RNA of Myripristis murdjan (pinecone soldierfish), 5056 nucleotides long. RefSeq names its product PDS5 cohesin associated factor B (gene pds5b). Gene Ontology annotation, biological process: mitotic sister chromatid cohesion; DNA repair. The transcript is spliced from 34 exons. Bases 1 to 4215 code for a protein of 1404 amino acids. The record is from RefSeq and is a predicted model, not a curated record. Lineage: Eukaryota; Metazoa; Chordata; Actinopteri; Holocentriformes; Holocentridae. Gene Ontology annotation, cellular component: nucleus; chromatin. Gene Ontology annotation, molecular function: DNA binding.
AUGGCUCACUCUAAAGCUCGAGCCGCAGAUGGGAAGGUGACGUACCCCCCGGGGGUCAAGGAGAUCUCCGACAAGAUCUCCAAAGAGGAGAUGGUCCGCCGGCUCAAGAUGGUGGUGAAAACAUUUAUGGACAUGGACCAGGACUCAGAGGAGGAGAAGGAGCUGUAUCUGAACCUGGCCCUCCACCUGGCUUCAGAUUUCUUCCUCAAACAUCCAGACAAAGACGUGCGUCUGCUGGUGGCCUGCUGUCUGGCAGACAUAUUCAGGAUCUACGCCCCUGAGGCACCCUACACCUCCCCAGAUAAACUCAAGGACAUCUUCAUGUUUAUCACCAGACAGCUCAAAGGACUGGAGGACACCAAAAGCGCUCAGUUCAACAGAUAUUUCUACCUGCUUGAGAACAUAGCAUGGGUCAAGUCCUACAACAUUUGCUUUGAGCUCGAGGACAGCAAUGAGAUUUUCACCCAGCUUUACAGAACACUUUUCCAGGUCAUCAACAACGGCCACAACCAGAAAGUACAUAUGCACAUGGUGGACCUGAUGAGCUCCAUCAUCUGUGAGGGAGACACUGUAUCGCAGGAGCUCCUGGACACCGUGCUGGUCAACCUGGUGCCCGCUCACAAGAAUCUGAACAAACAGGCAUACGACUUGGCUAAAGCUCUGCUGAAGAGGACCGCUCAGGCUAUUGAACCUUACAUCACUAAUUUCUUCAACCAGGUUCUGAUGCUGGGCAAGACGUCGGUCAGUGACCUGUCUGAACACGUCUUCGACCUCAUUCUGGAGCUCUACAACAUAGACAGCCACCUGCUGCUGUCUGUCCUGCCACAGCUGGAGUUCAAACUCAAGAGUAAUGAUAAUGAUGAGAGGCUUCAGGUGGUGAAGCUGCUGGCUAAGAUGUUUGGCGCCAAGGACUCAGAGCUGGCUGCACAGAACAAACCGCUCUGGCAGUGCUACCUGGGCAGGUUUAAUGACAUCCACGUACCCAUCAGACUGGAGUGUGUGAAGUUUGCCAGUCAUUGUCUCAUGAACCACCCAGACCUGGCCAAAGACCUCACUGAAUACCUAAAGGUCAGAUCACAUGACCCAGAGGAGGCCAUCCGCCAUGAUGUCAUCGUCUCUAUAGUAACAGCUGCCAAGAAAGAUCUGGCCCUGGUCAAUGACGCACUGCUCAAUUUUGUGAAGGAGAGAACCCUGGAUAAGAGAUGGCGUGUGCGCAAGGAGGCCAUGAUGGGCCUGGCUUCAAUCUACAGGAAGUAUUCGCUGCAGGGAGAAGGAGGGAGAGAAGCCUCCAAACAGAUUUCCUGGAUCAAAGACAAGCUUCUCCACAUCUACUACCAGAACAGCAUUGAUGACAGGUUGCUGGUGGAGCGGAUCUUUGCCCAGUACAUGGUCCCUCACAACCUGGAAACCGCAGAGAGGAUGAAGUGUCUUUACUACCUGUAUGCCACACUGGACACCAACGCUGUCAAGGCUCUGAAUGAGAUGUGGAAGUGUCAGAAUAUGCUGAGGCACCAUGUCAAAGACCUGCUGGACCUGGUCAAACAGCCCAAGUCUGAAGCAUCCAGCAAAGCUAUAUUUGCCAAGGUCAUGGUGAUAACAAGGAACCUGCCAGACCCAGGCAAGGCCCAGGACUUUGUGAAGAAGCUCGCCCAGGUCCUGGAGGAUGACGAGCGGAUCAGAGACCAGUUGGAAACCCUGGUCAGCCCCACCUGCUCCUGCAAGCAGGCUGAAGUCUGUGUGAGAGACAUCACUAAAAAGCUCGGGAGCCCCAAACAGCCCAGCAACCCAUUCCUGGAAAUGGUAAAAUUCCUUCUGGAGAGAAUCGCCCCCGUACACAUCGAUACAGAGUCCAUCAGUGCCCUGAUAAAGCAGGUGAACAAGUCUAUAGACGGGACAGCUGAUGAUGAAGAGGAAGGUGUUCCCACUGAGGAGGCCAUCAGGGCAGGACUGGAAUUGCUCAAGGUGCUGUCAUUCACACACCCGGUGUCAUUCCACUCCGCAGAGACCUUCGAGUCUCUGUUGGGCUGCCUGAAGAUGGAUGAUGAGAAGGUGGCCGAGGCCGCACUGCAGAUCUUCAAGAACACGGGCAGCAAGAUGGAGGAGAGCUUCCCUCACAUUAAAUCUGUUUUGCUGCCAGUGUUGCAGGCCAAAGCCAAGCGAGGGCCCCCUCGCCAGGCCAAGUACGCUAUCCACUGCAUCCAUGCCAUGUUCAGCAACAGAGACACACACUUCGCCCAGAUCUUUGAGCCUCUGCACAAAGGCCUAGACCCUGCCAACCUGGAGCAGCUCAUCACCCCUCUGACCACGCUGGGCCACCUGGCUCUGCUGGCCCCAGAACAGUUCGCUGCCCCGCUCAAAUCUCUGGUGGCCAACUUCAUAGUGAAGGAUUUGCUCAUGAAUGACAGGAUCCCAGGCAAGAAGACGACUAAACUUUGGGUCCCAGAUGAUGAAGUUUCUCCCGAGACUCUGGCCAAGAUCCAGGGAAUCAAGCUGAUGGUGAGGUGGCUGCUUGGAGUCAAAAACAACCAGAGCAAGUCAGGCAACUCCACCUUGAGGAUGCUGACUGCCAUAUUGCACAGUGAUGGAGACCUGACCGAGCAGGGCAAGAUGGGUAAACCAGACAUGUCGCGGCUGCGGUUGGCAGCAGCGUGCGCCCUCCUGAAGCUGGCUCAGGAGCCGUGCUACCACGAGAUCAUCACUCUGGAGCAAUAUCAGCUCUGUGCACUCGUCAUCAACGAUGAGUGCUACCAGGUGCGGCAGUGUUUCUCCCAGAAGCUCCACCGAGGCCUUUGCCGCCUCCGUCUGCCCCUGGAAUACCUGGCAGUGUUCGCCCUGUGCGCCAAGGAUCCCGUCAAAGAGAGGAGGGCUCACGCUCGCCAGUGCCUGGUAAAAAACGUCAACAUACGCCGGGAGUACCUCAAACAGCACGCUGCUGUCAGCGAGAAGCUGUUCUCCCUCCUGCCGGAGUAUGUGGUGCCCUACGCCAUCCACCUGCUGGUCCAUGACCCCGACUACGUCAAAGUGCAGGACAUUGAGCAGCUCAAAGAAAUUAAAGAGUCACUGUGGUUUGUCCUCGAGAUCAUCAUGGCCAAGAAUGAGAACAACAGCCACGCCUUCAUUAGGAAAAUGGUGGAGAACAUCAAACAGACAAAAGAUGCCCAGGCACCUAAUGACCCCAAGACCAACGAGAAACUUUACACAGUGUGUGAUGUAGCUAUGAACAUUAUCAUGUCCAAGAGCACCACCUACAGCCUGGAGUCGCCCAAAGACCCUGUCCUGCCUUCACGCUACUUCACCAAGCCCGACAAGAAUUUCAGCAACACAAAAAACUAUCUCCCACCUGAGAUGAAGGCAUUCUUCACACCAGGAAAGCCCAAGGCAGCUAACGUUCUGGGUGCAGUAAACAAGCCGCUGUCCUCAGCAGGGAAACAGCUCCAGAGUAAAGCGUCUCGUAUGGAGACAGCCAACAACGAUGACUCCACCUCCAACCCCAGCUCCCCACAGCGCAGCAAGACCAGGCAUGACAGUGCAGAGAUGGACCACAGUGAAAACGAGGACAUCAGCCUAAAGAGAGGAGACACUGCAGACAAGGACAGUGAAAAGCCUCGUGGGCGCAAACGAGGAGUGGCAUCAAGCGACGACCAGGACAACAAGCCAAAGCGUGGGCGCAAGAAGGCAGCAGCCAAUACGACCGCAGCGGCAGAGUCCGAGGACCAAUGGGACGAGGACAAUCGGCCGGAAGACGAACAGAACAGUCCACCCAAAAAAGGACGCAGGGGCAGGCCUCCCAAGUCCGCCACACCUAGUCAGGACACGCCUGCCAAAGGGAAGAGGGGGCGAAAGAAGGCGGCUCCUCCACCAGAGGAGGAAGAGGAGGAGGAGGAAGAGGAGAGGGGGGAGGAGGAGGCAGAGGAGGACGACGAUGAAGACAGGAGCAGUGAAAAUAUGGAGGUGAAGACCAAGGGAGGAAGGCAAGCGAGAACACCACGGCGAUCACAACAAGGAUCAGAGUCUGCAGAGUCGACACCGCAGAAGAGGAGAGGACGCCCACCCAAAGCCGCUCAGCCACCUGCCAAGAAACCAACACGUGGUGGGCGAUCAAAGGCAGCUGCUGCUAAAGACGACUCUGAGGAGGAAGAGGAGGAGGAGGAGGAGGAGCAGGAGGAGGAGCCCACACCCAAGGGACGCAAGAAGGCAGCGGGGAGAAGAAGAUGAAUCGAAAAACAACAAGAAACAAGGGAGGAAAAACAAGCGAGCCUGUCUCCUCUAUAGAAAGCCGGGGAGUAAAUGACGUAGGAAAGAAGGAAAGAAAAAAUAUGGACAUUGAACUUUUGAACUUUUCAUACGCCGACGCUCCUACUGUUACAUAAACUCACACACUUGCAUAUACCACACGCACACUACGUCAGUUCAUCAGUAUCAUCAGCUGUGGGUUGUUGCAUUGUGUUGCAUUGUGAUGAUGUUCGCCACAUUAAGUAGAAAUUUUAACUGAAAACGAAACAAAAAAAAAAAACGAUCACUCUUGUAAAUAGUCUCUUAUGUCUGUUUCAUGUUCUGUUGUGUUUGAUCCUGACUGAGGGGAUGCUGUAUAGCCUUUACCCGCUGAUAUUAAAGUGCUCCCUUAAAGCAAUAUUGCUUACCAAUCUUCCCUCUGUGUCCCACUUUGAAAACUGAAAGAGAUUAACCAUUUACUUUUUUUUUGUGAUGUCAGUUGUCAUCUUACUUUUAUGAAAGCCCGUUCGCCCGUUCGUUCAUUUUUGUUUACAGCAGUGUAUAUUCACAACUUUUUUUUUUCUUUUUUUUUUUUUACCAUUUUAUGAAAGAUUUAAAAAAAAAAAUGUCAGUAAACUGUCCAAAUGUAGAGUUGCUUUUGAAAAAAAAAAAAAAAAAAAAAAGACUAGUGUGCGUUCCAUUUUUAGGUUUGUAUUUACUGGUAGACUGAAGUCGUAUGAGCAGCUGUGGUUGUAGUGUUUGUCACUGCUGAUUGACAUGGCUUCACAUCCACUCAGUCAGAACCUCCGUCUGUUGUAUCAAUAUAAUUCUCUAUAAAACCUGA